Messenger RNA from Salvia hispanica, 1129 nucleotides. Its product is annotated as protein DMP4-like. The record is from RefSeq and is a predicted model, not a curated record. NCBI's taxonomy places the organism in Eukaryota, Viridiplantae, Streptophyta, Magnoliopsida, Lamiales, Lamiaceae. Gene Ontology annotation, biological process: endomembrane system organization.
ACUAAUUAAUUAGUAGCCAUGGAAACUAGGACAUCUUCGACUAUAGAAAUCAUGGAGGACGAAGAAGAGAAGGCGCCGUUACUUUCAAACAAAGGGCUGUCGGAAGUAGAUAGAAACCUCAUCCAACAAGGCAUCAGCCAGACGUUCCGAAGCACGGCUUGCCUUGCCAACCUCCUCCCCACCGGCACGGCCCUCUGCUUCCAGGUGCUGGCGCCAAUAUUCACAGGCGGAGGCAAAUGCGGCGCGGCAGGCCAGGCCAUGACGGGAGCGCUGGUGGGGCUGUGCGCGUUGUCGUGCGUGCUACUGAGCUUCACGGACAGCGUCCAGGACAAGAAGGGGAACGUUUACUACGGCUUCGCGACGUUAAGAGGCAUGUGGAUCAUGGACGGGUCGGUGAGUCUUCCGCCGGAGAUCGCCGUCAACUAUAAGCUGAGGUUUAUCGACUUCGCGCACGCGCUGAUGUCUCUGGUGGUGUUCGCGGCGGUUGCGAUGUUCAAUGAGAGUGUGGUGGAGUGCUUGUGGCCGGCGCCAUCGCCGGGGACCAAGGAGGUGCUGGCGGCGCUGCCGGUGGGGAUCGGGACGGUGGGAAGUAUGUUUUUCCUUUCUUUUCCGACCACGCGACAUGGCAUUGGCUUUCCCCUCUCUUCUACUUCAACGUAAUGCCCCUUUUUUAUUCUCCAUUUUAUACAUUCCAAACAUAAUUUAUUAAAGGCUAGUAAUUUUUUUAUACUCAUAUUUGUUUUUUUUAUUGACCUUUUGUAAACUUUUGUAAUUGUAAACGUUGUCUCCUUGAGCUUGCAUCCGAGUUUAGUCGAGGAUGCUCCCAGCCCAAAUGAUAUCCAUGCAUUGGAUAGCAAGCACCAUAUAGGACGUGACCAAGGUAAUGCGGAGGAUGUAUUCCCCUCGAGUGGUCCCCUGUCCAGCUGGAAGGAGGUGCUCCUUGGUGCCAGCAAGACUUAAUCAAUUUGGAUAAGGAGAAAAAAAUAUGUUUCUGUUAUUUUAUUUUGUUUGGUAGUGUAUUAGGGUUUAGCCUAUUAGGAUUCUAAGUCCUUCUGUGACCAUGUAUUUAAACAAGUUUUUGUAACAUUGUUACUUAACGUGAAAAUACUAGUUCACCUUUCUCAACCUA